Messenger RNA from Ixodes scapularis (black-legged tick), 572 nucleotides. It is a transcript of the gene RpL28, whose product is annotated as 60S ribosomal protein L28. The transcript is spliced from 5 exons. Gene Ontology annotation, molecular function: structural constituent of ribosome. Bases 114 to 539 code for a protein of 141 amino acids. The record is from RefSeq and is a predicted model, not a curated record. Gene Ontology annotation, cellular component: cytosolic large ribosomal subunit; ribosome. Gene Ontology annotation, biological process: translation. NCBI's taxonomy places the organism in Eukaryota, Metazoa, Arthropoda, Arachnida, Ixodida, Ixodidae.
GUCGUUGCUCUCGCUCGGGGCGGCAGCCGACGCGGCAGGUGCAUCGACGAUUACUCCGAUCGAGGCGCCUCUAUCCACUAUUUCUCUUUUCCGUGAUACUUGAGGAGUAAAUCAUGUCGUCGGACCUGCAGUGGAUGGUGGUCAAGGACCGAUCCUGCUUCUUGGUCAAGAAGCGCAUGAUCAAAACCUGGUUCAGCACCGACCCCUUGAACCCGAAGGGCACGCACGCCAAGCGGUACAGCGGCACCGUGCUCAACAAGGCCCUGACGGUGGAACCCCACAGCACCGGAAAGGGUGUCAACCUGGUAUACAAGAAGCAGAACCGUCGCAAGAAGCCAAUCAAGAGCCUGGACAGGGUCCCCCUGAGGAAGGGUGCUCGUCGCACCAUGUCCUCCAUCAAGAAGUGGGUGAAGGGCCACAGGAACUACCGGCGGGACCUCCAGAUGCUCUGCCUGCGUCGUGCCAGUGCCAUCCUCAGGAGCCAGAAGGCCAUUGUUCCCAAGAAAAAGAACACCCGCACUAGCAAGAAAGCCGACUGAAGAGGAAGAACCAAUAAAACUGCUUUAAAGCUU